UUCUGGAGCUUCCGUGUGAUCGCGAUGUUGCCCUAUAUUAGCACCAGCUCUGCCGUGCCUCGCCUCAAAUGCGGAAUGGAUGGUGGCUCCGCUGUACGAGCCAUCAUUGUCCGCGUGUGCUCGAAUCUCGUUCACCAUUUGUGCACGGGAGUCGCUCCGCUUGAAAGACGGACUUCGCCGAGAGCGGACAACCGCACUUUCCCGAACACGUGUGCGACGGAAAUGCAGCCGCCGAACUUCAGCCACGAGGGUCAUCGAGGCGCCAAGUACUUCAACAACUACGACUGCUACGAGGAAAGGCAUAGCAAUAGCUUCAGCAGAACUGCAGGACUGUGGAACAGGCCGUACAGUGGUCGAUUCCCUGCGCCCUACCGUGGAUCGAGGACACCGUUCGAUUUCGGAGCUGGGGGUGCGGCGCGCCCUUUCGCGGCAGUGGCCCGUCAUCGUUCCGAGCACCAUUUCGAGGCAGGCCUCCUCACCGUGUGCUCCUCGUGGUCGUCCACCGUACUCCUUCAGACCUCAGCUUUUACCGACUCCAUCGCCGCGGAACUUCGGGCGUGCAGGCUAUUGGGGAAGCCGUGGCGGAUUCAAUUCGUCUCAAUGCUACCAAGGCCAGAUUGACCGCUCGAACGGCGCCAGGUAGACCGCGGUGC
Molecule: messenger RNA, 653 nt
Organism: Dermacentor silvarum
Lineage: Eukaryota; Metazoa; Arthropoda; Arachnida; Ixodida; Ixodidae
Exons: 2
Coding region: 25-621 (198 amino acids)
Source: RefSeq, a predicted model, not a curated record